Molecule: messenger RNA, 955 nt
Organism: Paraglomus brasilianum
Lineage: Eukaryota; Fungi; Glomeromycota; Glomeromycetes; Paraglomerales; Paraglomeraceae
Source: the annotation of a GenBank genome assembly
ACCAAGAGAAAAGGUCACGCGUAUUAGCUCAAAUAAAGCCUUGGAAUCAGAGAUUGCUGAAUUGCAAACUGAAAUCGACGAGAGAAGAAAGGAACGAGCACGCGCUAGCCCAAUAAAUGACAUCAUAGAGCAUUUGUUACGAAUAAAUGAUCACGCAUCUAUAAAGCUAAAAACUGAAGAAGAGUGUAAGACUUCCUUUUACUCAGUGAAAAUGAAGGCUCAGCGACAGAUGAUGAUAUUAGAAGUUUACCAAGAUACAAUUCUCCAAGGCUACCAACCGAUUAGUAUCCGCUACUGGUGGACGCCACUUAAGACACUAUAUGCUCUCGGAGAACGAUUAGCCUCCUUCGCAACAAACUCUUCCAUCUCUGGUCAAUCGGAAACAUCUUUAUCUUACCUGCCUUAUGGAAUGUACUCUAAUAACGUUCCGAUUCUCAAUAAUGACGAAGGCUUCGUCUUACCCUUACACAAAGAGAUAUGGAGACUAAUUAGACAGUGGGGUAAUACAGGAGCGGGAAAAAUUGAUGAUGGUAUGGAGAUAAAUGAGCUAGUUGCUGCGCUGCGAGGCUCUACGAACGAGAAUAUUGCAGGACUAUUAAUAAAGCCGGAUCAAUAUCAAGCUUCCCCGGACACCCACGCAAUGUCAGACAGUUUUGACGACGCAACCGACUUUUCAGAGUCUACUCCUCGCACACCCCCUUGUCCAUAUCAUCCCUUUCCCCUCUCAUACCCUUCAAAUUCUCAAAUUUGGACCCUCAAGACUCCUCCCGUUCGAGUGGGAAGACAAGUUGAUCGUCCAUUGGAGGCGAAUGCUGUGUCCAGCUGGUCGAUGGAUAAUCUUACGAAUAAUAACCCUGUCAGGACUAUCGAGCACCAAACAAAUUGGGAUCGAGCCUUACAGACUAGUAUUGCGGAUAUGUUGAGUGUGCACGAUGAGGUUGGUUUUGUGGGAUGA